CUCAGUCGGCACCCUGCAAUUAGUAGGCGAGAUUCGUUCGCCGCAUCGAUUCGUUACGAGAUAAUUGCUCCGAAGAAUUUUCUUUGACAUGAAAAUUUUGUCGCGCGAGUGCCAAUUCCGGAGUUAGUGAGAAGUGAGGUUCCGCAUGGGAAUCUAUGGGACGACAUGAAUUGCACGUAUUACCAACAGCACGGGGGCUCGCACCCCGCGCCUCAUAAUGUUAAUAACAAUUACUUCAACGAGGUUAGUAUCGACCCCGUGUCCGCGGACCACAAGGACAUGAAGAUAUUAGAACACCCGAGCUUACGCGGCACACCGCUGGCGAUGCUGGCGGCGCAGUGCAACAAGCUGUCGAGCAAGUCCCCGCCGCCGCUGGCGGACGCGGCCGUCGGCAAGGGCUUCCACCCGUGGAAGAAGAGCCCGGGCGCGCACUCCCCGCCUGGCGCCGGCGCUGUGCCGCGCGCUCAGCCCUCCGCCUGCGGGCCCUACGCACGCGGUCCCACCUCCUGUGCCGCCGCACCCUCCUACGGCAACGACCUUUACUUCCCCUCAUCAGGGGACCAACUCCUCGGCAAGAGCGAAUCCAGUGCAAGCCUAGGGUCGAUGUACUCGCGACACCCGUACGAAUCGUGGCCUUUCAACGUGAGCGGCGGUGGUGGUAGUGGAGCUUUGAAAGCCGCUGAAAUGGGCGGCGUCGGUGCCGUGGGCAGCACGUGGUGGGACGUACACAGCGGCUGGCUGGACGUGGGCGGGCAGAUGGCCAACUACGCCGGACAGGACUACUCGCAGCUCACUCACUCGCUGUCGGGAGGAGCACACCUGCUGCCACCUGCACCGCACCUGUUGCAGGACGCGUACAAGUCGGUGCUGCCGACACAGGGCUCGUUCGGGCUGCACGGACCCGGCUCGCCCGCACCGCCUGCGCAGGCGCCCUCACCGCGCUCUCAACGUCGCUACGCAGGCCGUGCCACCUGCGACUGCCCGAAUUGCCAGGAGGCCGAGAGGCUCGGCCCGGCGGGCGCGCAUCUCAGAAAGAAAAAUAUACACAGUUGUCACAUUCCUGGCUGCGGCAAAGUAUACGGCAAGACGUCGCAUCUAAAAGCUCACCUCCGCUGGCACACGGGCGAGCGGCCGUUCGUGUGCAACUGGUUGUUCUGCGGGAAAAGGUUCACGCGGUCCGACGAGCUGCAACGACACCUGCGCACGCACACUGGUGAGAAGAGGUUCGCGUGUCCCGUGUGCAACAAACGGUUCAUGCGGUCCGACCACCUGGCGAAGCACGUGAAGACGCACAACGGCGGCAAGAAAGGCAGCUCAGAGUCGUGCUCAGACUCGGAGGACAACAGUCAGGGUGAGGGCGGCGCGGGGCGCGGCUCGCCGGAGCACGCGCUGGACGUGAAGCCGGGCGCGCUGGUGUGACGCGGGCGCGCGGCGCCCCGGCGCGGCCCGCCCUCGCCGCGCACCACCCGCCGCUGCUGUGAUCACACUCUCCUGAUAGUGACGCGACCGCGUCCGCGCCGCAUCCGCUUGUACAUACCACACAUAUCAGACCCUGUAUAGACACGUGGACCGGACCUAGUGAAAGACGUUGCGGUGCUCGACACCUAAGUGUAUGUAUUUGUUGUGACGAUCGAGUGUUGUACAUAAUAGAUACUAUUGAAUAAUAUCUAAUAUUAAUAUAGUUAGAAAUUGUAUGGUAAAUUAGGAUAUAAGUAGAAUCACUCUUUAGUCCAAAAUUGCCGUUUGUUAAUUUAUUACAAUACACGUGAUACUGUGGUGAAAUGUUAUGUAUAUUUAAAUUACUUCAAUCAUAUAAAAUGUUAUGUGUGAAUCUUUGGGAAAUUCGUUGCAAUGCCUAGUCGCCACUAAUAAGAUCAAAACCACAUAUGGUUGGUCACCUAAAAACCUUAUUUAAAAGAUAAGUUAAAAGCAAAAAGUGUAACUUCAGUGGAUUAUCAAAGUAGGGACACUACCUACUUAAUACUAAAGUGUGAGUAUCCACCAUUUCUUGGAAAGUGACUUACUAUUGCAUAAGUUUAUGUGCAUUAAGUCCCGGUAAAGUCCUCGGGAAAUUACGGAUUUAAUUUUGCAUUUUCCUCAUAGUACAGGAACAAACUGUUAAACUAAAGCUAAGAACAUGCAUACUGUACUGUAGCAGUUAUAAAUAAUGAAUCGUUAUUUUACAACAAUUGUGAUCUUAUAUAUCUUUAUUAAAUGAACACGCUGUAAAAAUAUUUUAUUCUCCGUUGUAUAUUUAUUACAAACGAACCAAAAAAGACUACAUCGACCAAGUUUCAAAAAUUAUUUAAGUACGAUGUGUUUUGUGGAAAUGAUACAAUGGCGAAUUCGAAAAAUUAUUUGUCUUUCGAUUAAGGGUUUCAUAUCGUCUGAAUUGUUUUGUAAAAAUUGCUCAACGUUUCAAAAUAUAUAUAAUAAUAAGGGUAAAAAGUAUUCAAGAUUUACAAAACAAAUCACACAAUAUGGACAUCGGACCCUUACACUAUUUUGUUAGCUUGAAAGUUGUAAUUGUAUUACUAUAUUAUAUUGUACAAAAAUUGUGCGAAUUAAAAAUGCCUGAAAUUGAUUUUAUAAAAAUUGAAAUAUAUUUUUUCCGAG
Pectinophora gossypiella (pink bollworm) is the source of this 2616-nucleotide messenger RNA. RefSeq names its product transcription factor Sp9 (gene Sp1). Gene Ontology annotation, biological process: regulation of transcription by RNA polymerase II. Lineage: Eukaryota; Metazoa; Arthropoda; Insecta; Lepidoptera; Gelechiidae. The transcript is spliced from 3 exons. Gene Ontology annotation, molecular function: DNA-binding transcription factor activity, RNA polymerase II-specific; RNA polymerase II cis-regulatory region sequence-specific DNA binding. The coding region runs from base 166 to 1419 and encodes 417 amino acids. The record is from RefSeq and is a predicted model, not a curated record.